AUGGUCCAGGCUCGAAAGUUCGAAAGUGUUCUAGACAAGCCAUCUGGUGAACUCGCGGACAUAAUAAUUAGAACCUGCGCUCUGUUUUCCAAGGACAACGAAUCUUCUGCGGACUCAGCUAUCUUCCCGGAAGAGUCCAUCUCAACUAUCCUAUCCAUUGAUCAAGACUUAGAAGCGUGGUCGACAAGCUACGAAGAGAAGUAUAUGGGUCCACCAGAACCUAAAGAGUCUACUCGCGAUACCUAUCUCUCCUCCCAUCUCAAACAUCACCGUAUCUCCUCAAGCCCCUCAAAUUUCCAUACCCACAAUCUCUGCUCUAGUGCUCGAAUCAUCCUGCACGAGAAAGCCAGAAACCUCGCGCGCCGACCCGUGGGCUCUAGUCUGGUUUCAUCCUCCAACCUCCCAUCCACUAUCCCAGACUCAUAUCAUCAUCUUCGUACCGUCUCCGAAAAAGCCACUAAAAGCAGCGUUAGGAGCAUAUGCGAUGCUUUUGCCCAAGUCCGACAAUCCUUUUCAAGCAGGCAGGACACAACGCACGAUAUUCGGGCAGGUUGCUUUACGGCUCUUAUUUGGCCGCUGUUCCUUGCGGGUACGACCUACAUCACCUUGCCCAGCCAGCGCGACUGGAUUGCGCAGCAGCUGAGAGAGAUCGGAGACUUGACCGGUGUUCAACGGGCGCGGGUGGCGGCUUCGUUAGUACAUAACAGCAGUAUGGCCGAUGGGUCAGUCCGUUGA
Aspergillus melleus is the source of this 735-nucleotide messenger RNA. RefSeq lists its product as uncharacterized. The record is from RefSeq and is a predicted model, not a curated record. NCBI's taxonomy places the organism in Eukaryota, Fungi, Ascomycota, Eurotiomycetes, Eurotiales, Aspergillaceae. The transcript has a single exon. The coding region runs from base 1 to 735 and encodes 244 amino acids.